Messenger RNA from Spirodela intermedia, 3270 nucleotides. The record is from the annotation of a GenBank genome assembly. NCBI's taxonomy places the organism in Eukaryota, Viridiplantae, Streptophyta, Magnoliopsida, Alismatales, Araceae.
AUGGGUGCCCCAAAGCAGAAGUGGCGACCUGAAGAAGAGGCUGCUCUCAAAGCCGGGGUUCUCAAACAUGGGGCAGGAAAAUGGAGGACAAUACUUAAGGACCCUGAGUUUAGUGAUGUGUUGCAUGCUCGCUCUAAUGUUGAUCUCAAGGUAUAGAUUCUCUUCUACAACCUAACUUUUAGAAAACAUCAAUCCCAAGGACAUUCUACUAGAAUGUUAUUGCUGCGAUUAGAUCUUUUUCUUAAAACUUUUCAAGUGAAGUGGAUGAGCUGACACACGAAUGUUAUCUGGUACUACGUCAUCUGAUUUAAUCUGAUUGCCCCUCUCACUUGAUGUUCUGUGGCUUUAAGGGAGGAUGCAUGCGUAAAACUUCUGUAUUCUGUUCCAAUUUGAUGCUCGUUUUGAUUCAUCAAGCUAUCUUCAUGCAAACAGGAUAAGUGGCGGAACAUGAGUGUAACAGCUAAUGGUUGGGGAUCUCGGGAGAGAGGUCGGAUAGUCUUGAAAAGGAGUCACCAUGCUCGGAAACUCGAGGAUAACUCUAUGGCCCUCACCACCAUUGAUGAUAAUGAUGGAAUAGUUGAUGUCAAGCCUCUUAGGAUCUCAAAUGAAAGAAUUACGACCACAAAGAGAACUUCCACGAGGUUGGUUUAGGAGAUUACUGAUUAUAAUAUACUUCUCUGUUAUUUACCUAUGAUUUUACUGCUAGCCAUGUUGGAUCAAGAGGAACAGAUCUAAUAAUGCGCAUUUCAGGAUAUUAUAAGAUUGCCUGAUUUGCUAGAGCUGCCUUUAGAUCAUCUGUUUGAAAUAUUUGUUUUUAUCCUGUGCACUGCAUUUAUCUUGGAAAAUCGUAUAUUGUGUUAAUGACAGUACUUAACUAUUGUAAAACUUUUAAGGCACAGUUUUUUUGUUAAGUUGGAAAUUUUCGGGUGUCUGUAAUAAUUGGAAUUAUAUUUUAGGCUAUUAAUAGUCGGAAUAAUUCCAUGUUGGAAGGUAACAUUUUAUGUUUAUGAGCCUGAACCCUCUCUUGUCAGCAAGUCUGAAUCGUGUAGCAGAAUUCUUUACCAAGAUAUUAAAGCUGAGGUUUGUUCUUCAGUGGCUUGUACCUUCUUUCUAUUGUCUCCAUGAAAAAGUCUGAUAGUGAACUCCAUGCGUAGAACAUGCUAGAAUAUGCUUAAAUUGGAAGGCGUAAACAAAAGUCAAUGAUGGAUAUAUUCUAUAUAUGGAUAUAUGAGCCUAAUCCGCAUGCAAGUUGAUUUUUAGUUGGAUGACCCAGCACUGAAACAUGAGUAUGCUUUCUUGUCUUUUUGGGAUUCGUAGUAAAAUCAUUUUGUGCUUAUUUCCUGUUGCAGGUUAGAAAAUCUUAUUAUGGAAGCUAUAACUAGUUUGAAGGAACCUACCGGGUCUAACAAGACUGCGAUUGCCUUGUACAUAGAGGUGUUUCUUCGCCUAAUCUUUAAAACUGUUUUAUUGAUUAAAUCACUGAAUAGGGGAUUAUUUUUUGAUCCCUUUGCUUUUGCUAUUUUCUAUUACCAACGAAUUGUUGAAAAAAUAUAUGACUAGGUUACACAUACAUUGUUAAAAAAAAUGUAAAGCAAUUUUUUCUCUUUUUUUUCGGGGAGCAAUGUUUUCAAAAAAAUUAUCCUCAAGUUAUUUUAAAAUAUUAAUAAUGCCAAGUAUCAUGGAUUCCCUUUUGAGACACUGCCAUCUCUGCAUAUUGGUACACAUUGUCUAGCUAUCAUUUCUCGGAAAUUUAUUUAUGUGGCGUUUUGAGCCAGAUUUAUAGGAUUUUGGGGAAAGCUCAUCUAUAUAUGCAUUUCGAUUUUAUCUCGUAUUGAAUAGAGUCCACAAACCAGACAUAGAACAAUCUUCCAACCAAUGUUAUACCUGGUGUCCAUUCUUUUAGGUUACAAAAUCUGUAUCAUCAGUUUGAACAUGCUGCUGAGAGAACUUAUCUUGGUAAACUGCUUGGUGGGCAGUCAAUUAGUCUCUAGAGUCUAAUCCAAGAUCUUGUAGCGCAUGGGGGUGAUGACAAUCUGAGUAAAGAAUUGAAUCCGUGAAGUUUCCCAGAUGGGCACUACAGAGCUUGUCUUUCUGAUCAAGAAGAGAGGCCAUGUGGGGAAAUUUCACGGAUUCAAUUCUCUACUCAGAUUGUCAUCACCCCCAUACGAUACAAGAUCUUGGACUAGACUCUAGAGACUAAUUGACUGCCCACCAAGCAGUUUACCAAGAUAAGUUCUCUCAGCAGCAUGUUCAAACUGAUGUUCAAAUCCAAGAUCUGUCUUCUCUUUGUUUCAUCAAUUUUUAUUCUUUUUGUUGUUAGGGUUGAAGCUUUGGAUGAACAUCAAAGCUGUUAGGCCCGCCCUUAAGCUCUCAGUCUUGCUCUUUGUCAGAUAAAAUUGCGUAGAUUAUUAUUCCAUCAAUCAUGAUCUUCAUUUUUUGUUAUACUUUGAUUUUUUGAAGAGUAAUUGCAUGAUUAUGCCCCAGAAAAAGAUGGAACAGAUUUUAUUUGGGCCAACUGCUCGUCGAAUCAAAUGAAAAUUGUAAAAUAUUUUUUAUGAAAGUUGGGAGAAAUUCCCUGUUCGAUUCAACAUUUUCUCUGCGUAUGAUCUUGAUCUUCUCUUUCUCUUGCUUGGAUUCGUGUAGGAUCAAUACUGGUCUCCCCCCAAUUUCAAGAGGAUUCUAUCAGCCAAGCUGAAGGCUUUGACCGCCAGUCGGAAGCUGAUUAAGGUAACUUUCUCUGAUUAAUCUGACGCUGUGUUCUUAAAAAAAACAGAGGAAGCCCAUAUUUGGAAAAAACAAAACUAAAUUUAAAUACUCUGAUGAUUAUUUUAUUUUUUAUUUUUAUUUUUUUUUAUUGCUGGUUGGUUCAAGGUGAAGAGAAAGUACAGGAUCGCCCCGAGCUCCUUCCCCGAAGAGAAGGAAGGUGGUGCAUCGGCGGCGGCGGCGCCGCUGCCGGAGUCGGGGCCGGAGUCUUCGAGGGAGAAGGUCAGGGCCAUCACCAAGGCUCAGGUGGAUGCAGAGCUGGCGAGGAUCAGGAACAUGACGGCGCAGGAGGCGGCCAUGGCGGCGGCACAGGCGGUGGCGGAGGCGGAGGCAGCGAUAGCAGAGGCAGAGGCGGCGGCGAGGGAGGCGGAGAAGGCAGAGGCGGAGGCGGAGGAAGCCCAGGCCUUUGCUGACGCGGCCAUGCUGGCCCUCAAGAACAGGAAUGCCGCCAAGCUUGUACAUUCCCUCCCUCCCUUCUCCCUCCAUGCGCAGACCCAGCAGAGCUAA